Molecule: messenger RNA, 1869 nt
Organism: Papaver somniferum (opium poppy)
Lineage: Eukaryota; Viridiplantae; Streptophyta; Magnoliopsida; Ranunculales; Papaveraceae
Product: pentatricopeptide repeat-containing protein At3g22470, mitochondrial-like
Exons: 2
Coding region: 216-1790 (524 amino acids)
Molecular function (GO): protein binding
Source: RefSeq, a predicted model, not a curated record
CACAAAAGUGAAAGAACCUUCGCAAAAUAAAUUUAUUAACUUGGCAACACAGUCUUUUCAUCGAUAGAUGGAACUACAAAACUGGGCAUAGUUGCAAGGAAAAGGUCCAUCUGAGAAGAGCUUCUUUUAAAAAUACAAAAUUGUGCAAGUGGAGAGUACCUGAAGACUGAAGUUACUGUUGAAGAUCUUUUGAUAGAAGAAGAAGGGAAAAAAGGAUGAAUUUGGGGCAUAUGAAAAUGUUGCUGCAGCAUACAAGAACAAGAAUGUUCUCAAGUUAUUGUUAUGGUACUUCAGCGGGUAAUUAUGGUUAUAGGAUAUCACAACUUGAGCAAAUUGUGAGGGAUGAGUGUAAGUCGGGAAAGGUUCAGAAACUUGAGGAUGGAUUGAGAUGCUUUGAUCAAUUGAUUUUAGAGAGACCAUUACCAUCUGAUUCUACAUUUAAUCAUGUAUUGGGAUCAUUAUCGAAGAUUAAAUGCUAUUCAGAUGUCAUUUUGUUGUAUAAAAAGGUGAUUUUGGUUGGAGUAAAACCUGAUUUGUAUACGUUUAAUAUUUUGAUUAAUUGUUGGUGUCAAUUAGACCAAGUGAAUCAUGGGUUUUGUUUGCUUGGAGAGAUCAUAAAGAGAGGUUAUCAGCCUAAUGUUAUGACUUUCAAUACACUGAUCAAAGGUUUGUGUAUCAAGGAUGAGAUUGAACCAGCAUUUGAACUGUUCGCUAAAAUGACUCACACAGGUAUUCAACCUACUGCAAUUACGUGUACUACCCUUAUACAAGGGCUUUGUAGAAUUGGUAAAGUCGGUCAUGCUCUUCAGCUCAAAAACAACAUGGUGAAAUGGAACUGCAUCCCAAAUGUUGUUUCUUAUUUGGUCAUCAUAGAUGCUCUUUGUAAAGGGGGUCUAGUUGAUAAAGCUUUGCUUCUCUUCUCCGAAAUGCAUAGAGAUUCAAAUGUGGUACCCACUGUAGCUGUUUACAAUUCUUUGAUCAAUGGACUUUGCAAUUCAGAUUACUAUAACUCAAUGAUCGAUGGUCUAUGUUUGACAGGUCGGCUGCAAGAAGCGGUGAAACUGUUUGACUCCAUGAUGGAUAGAGGCCUUCAACCGGAUGUUGUCAGUUGCAAUAUAUUAAUUGGUGGGUACCACAAGAAUCGUAAGUUGGAUGAAGCUAUGCAACUAUUCAAGAAAAUGAAACAAAAUGGAUUGAAACCCGAAAUAGUUACUUACAAUAUAUUAUUAGCAGGACUAUACCGAGACGGAAGAAUGAAGACUGCAAAGAGUUUGUUUAAUGAGAUGCAAACUCUCGGUGUAUCUCCAAAUAUUGUCACAUACGGUGCAAUGUUGGACGGGUACUGCAAGAAUGGAUACAUUGAGAGAGCAAUAGAACUGUUUGAAUCCAUGGAGGAUACUGGUAUCUUAGCUAAUGUUCAUAUAUACAAUAUUCUUAUUCAUGGUUUGUUCAAGGCUGGCAAGUUAGAAGAUGCAAGUAAAAUGUUUAUUGAGAUUCCGAAAAAGGGAUUAGAGCCUGAUGCAGUAACAUAUACCACAAUGGUCAAUGGCCUCUUUCGAAGCAAGAUGUUACUCGAGGCUAACAAAUUAAUCAUUGAAAUGAAAGAUAAGGGUUGCUUACGAGAUGCUAGAGCAUUUGAUACCAUUAUCAAGGGUUUUCUUAUAGAAAAGGAAACUGUCAAGGCAUUGGAAUUUUUCCAGAAGAUGCGUGAAAGAAAAUUUGCACCAAGUGAUUCUGUUAGCUGUUUGUUAGUGAACACUCUCUCUGCAGAUGAGUUAAAAAAUCUCUAGUAUUGUAAUUGCUUAGGUAACAGCGAAAAUCUGAAUCUCUAUCAAGUUUCAACAUAUUUAGAUGAAUAUUGUUUCUUCA